AUGAUAAUAGUAAACAAAGAAAACAGUGGCCAACAACAAUACAACUUCUAUGUUAGUAGAGGACGUGUGCAUGAGGCAUUACAAUAUAAGAUUUGUUAUGACCCAUACUACAAAGAUGUACAAUUAGAUGAAUUGGCAUUGUCGUCUUUACCCAUUAACCCCACUAAUAUAUCUAACCUACUAUAUUCAACCACUUCAAAUCCUGAUCCCAUUCACUUAAGUUUCAUGCAAGAAGAUGUUACGGAGGAUGGUCCAUUGAUAGAGGACUUGCAAAUGACUGAUUCAUUUGUGGCAAAUCUUCCACCUGCACGUCGAGAGGUCGAAGAAGUUUGCUCUUUACUACAACUAGGGCAAGGACGCCCAACUCCUGUAGUUAAAUGGCCACCCAUUUCCCCAUCUCCUAUAAAUGAAUACACUACUGAAGGAUUGUUUGUAAUGUCAUUCCCCACUUUGUUCCCUAAAGGUAUGGCUGCAUUCAAACAACCACGUCUUAAAGAAGUUAAGCUACAUGAGUAUGGUCUCCAUCUUUUAAGAUACCAUGAUAAUAGAUUUGGCCAACACCCAAGGUUUAGGUACUUCAUAUUGAAUAUACUAAUGCGCCAUAGAAGUCAAGCCACCGCAUCUGUGUUUGUCCACAAACAACUUGAUGAUUCAAUGCCUAUAACAAUUUUUGACCUUCGACAAAGAUUAAAAGACUUGCCUGAUGACAAACUAGCAGAUCAACUAAUGCGCUUUAGCUCGUCAAUUCGUGGAACUAAACCAUUCUGGAAUCAACGUAGAAGGGAACUUAUAGACAUGGUCAUCCAAAUUGGUUGUCCAACGCUAUUUUUCACACUCAGUGCUGCUGAUACAAAAUGGCCAGACUUGCAUAAUAUCAUGCCAACCACCACACCUACAAAUCCAUAUGCAACUGCUAGAUGGAAAUUACAAAAUAUAGUCCAAAAUCCACACCUUACUGCAAUGUACAUGCAUCACAGAUUUACUGCAUUUCGUGAAGAAGUGUUGGAAAAAAUUCUUGGCGCAAAUGACUAUUGGUAUAGGUAUGAAUGGCAACAUAGAGGCUCUGCACACAUCCAUGGUUUCAUUUGGCUACCAAAAGCACCUGACAUUGGCAAAUUACAAUGGAAUGACAUUCAGUCAGUACAAAAUGCACUUGCAUACAUUGAUAAAUAUGUCUCCGCGUGGAACCCACGAAGUCAUGCAUUGAGAAAUCAAAUGUUCCACCGAUCCAUUGUUGAUGACCCUUUCUUGAUGGACACAAGCAUGAUAGUAUCAAGUGAUCCUUUCAUUGACUAUUGUGAUUUGGCCAACCGUGUUCAAAGACAUACAAAAUGUACUAUCCAAACAUGCCUUCGCAGGAAGGGGACAUCUCUUCAAUGCCGUUAUAAAGCCCCUUGGAACAUUACAGAGAAGUCGUCUCUUUCUAAUGAUGAUAAUGGCCAACCUAAGCACACCCCUGCUCGCAAUGAUGACCGCCUAAAUCUUCACAACCCAUUUAUACUCUCAAUAUGGAGGGCCAAUGUAGAUUGCCAACCUGUUCUCUCAAUUGAUGUUGUGAUCAAAUAUAUUGCAAAAUAUGCUGCUAAAGCUGAAAACAAAUCAGAAACAUACCAUGCAAUGUUAUCUUGA
Molecule: messenger RNA, 1629 nt
Organism: Cryptomeria japonica (Japanese cedar)
Lineage: Eukaryota; Viridiplantae; Streptophyta; Pinopsida; Cupressales; Cupressaceae
Exons: 2
Coding region: 1-1629 (542 amino acids)
Source: RefSeq, a predicted model, not a curated record